AUGUCUCAAAUGAGAGAACCACGUCCACAAUUACCGAUUCUCCGACUGAGGAAUAACCAUAUUCCGUACGACAUCAUACUCAACAUCCUGGGAAGUGUACCGGUGAAACCAGUGAUAAGAUUUAGGUGCGUUUCCGAAUUCUUGGAUUCCUUAAUCACCACUACUCCCUAUUUCAUCUCAGCCCACCUUAAUCACAACAACAACAACAACAACAACAAAGAUUCCCAUGAUAAUGGUUAUGUAAUACGCAUGCCAUCAGUAGACAUUUACUCUUCUUCCAACACUAACAGACUUAAUAGUAUAGGUUCGUGCAAUGGCCUAUUGUGUUUCAUCACUUACGCUAAUGUUAUAUAUCUGUGGAAUCCUAGUAUUAGAAAAUUCAAGAUGUUGCCUGAUACUUGCUUAGGAAAGUUACAGUCUGUUAUACUCGGAUUUGCAUAUCAUUCCGAGAAUGAUGACUACAAGGUUGUAAGGAUUUCAUGUUUGUCUUCAGCUACACAUGAGAUUGAGGUGUAUACAUUAAGUUUGGAUUCAUGGAGAAAGCUUGGAAUCACGUUCACAACCAAUACUAUGUUCUAUGAUUAUAGUUUUCUUUCGUCAUUCCCAUUGGUUAGUGGAGCUUUGCACUGGAUGGCACGUAGCAUAGAAGAGAAAGAGCAGAGCUUUGAUAUAAUUAUGGCAUUUGAUGUAAAUACUGAGAAAUUCAGAAAACUAGCACUGCCCGAUGGUUUGAAGGAUGCGUACUACUCUAAAACAUAUCUUGCAUUAUUCGAGGAAAAACUGGCUUUCAUUACUUCUGAGAGUGGUGAACAACCUGGCUUCCGAUACUCCAUAUGGGUGAUGAUGGAGUAUGGUGUGGUUGAGUCUUGGAAUAAACUUUUUGUUGUACCAUUUGAAAGAGCAGCUUAUUGUAUCGCCUUUACCGAGUAUGGUUCACUUCUGACAUUUUGGUGCAUCCAUAGUCCAGUAGAGAAGAAGAAAUAUAAGUUUCAUUUGAUUAACGCCAAAACACUACAGCAGAAGAAGGAUCUUGAUAUCCAAUAUCCUUCAUUUGUAGCUACUUACAUGGAGAGCCUUGUUUUACUUGAUGGACCAAACACGUUGUCAUAUUAA
Messenger RNA from Quercus robur (English oak), 1113 nucleotides. Its product is annotated as F-box/kelch-repeat protein At3g06240-like. The transcript has 2 exons. The coding region runs from base 1 to 1113 and encodes 370 amino acids. Gene Ontology annotation, molecular function: protein binding. The record is from RefSeq and is a predicted model, not a curated record. NCBI's taxonomy places the organism in Eukaryota, Viridiplantae, Streptophyta, Magnoliopsida, Fagales, Fagaceae.